AAGAAAUCUCCUGCCAAACCUCCCCCAAGAAAGGGGAAACGUUCAAGUCAGAGGAUAAAGAGGGUCCUCAACAGCAAUAGGCCAGAAAGAGCAUCCUCUGCAAAGCCUAUCACCCUUACUGACAAGGAGGAGGAGAGUGAAGACAAUGAGCCUUUAGCAAAAAGGCUGAAGGCUGGCAGAAUGUCAGCAACCAAACCAGCUGCCAAGGAGAUGUCCCCAAGCAGCUCAGACUCUACAUUUUCUGACAUUCCGUCCCCACCACCUGCUCACUCUCCACCACAACAAAUCACCCCACAACCCUCUCCUAGGAAACAACAAGGAGAGGGACAGAAAGACAAAGAAGCAGCAUCUGCUACAGAGACAUCAGUGGCUGAGCAAGAGGAUGAAGCUCUUGCCAGAGCUUUGGCAGAAGAAAAAGGGAUGGCAAUUCCUCCACUGAUGAAGGAACAAGCUGCGACCAUGCCCUCAUCAUCCAGACCACAAGUGGAUGAACCCAGCACAGCACCCGUUGUGCCUUCUGCUGUUGGCAAUAGCCAGCAGAAGAAGCAACCUACUUCCUCCCCUACUGCAGCAAUCCCCAUCGCAGCUAGAAGAAAAUCACAAAUUGGGAUUGCUGAAAUCUUUGAAAUGCUGGGGGAGAAAUUAGAAAAAUAG
This is a messenger RNA of Gastrolobium bilobum, 654 nucleotides long. RefSeq lists its product as uncharacterized. The annotation marks the transcript as partial. The record is from RefSeq and is a predicted model, not a curated record. NCBI's taxonomy places the organism in Eukaryota, Viridiplantae, Streptophyta, Magnoliopsida, Fabales, Fabaceae. The transcript has 2 exons.